CAAGCAGCCACAUGCUCCUGUAGCGGAGAGUUGUGUUUCGCGCGGGUUGAUCUAUGCUACUAAAUCGGUGGCUUGGCUACCUACUUAGUGUGUGACUGAUAUGCGGAUUGGUGACAUUGGCGAUGGGGUUAAUUAGUAGCCCAAGGCUGGGUCACCGAACACCUGGAGGGAAUGCCUAUAUCUACAAGAUUGCAACCGACGAAUCGCUCAUCGAUGUUGCAGCCACUCUGAAAACGUACAGUCCAUUCCCUCAGGAGCUGGAGUUUGAAGCCAUCCAAAAGAUUCCCUGGGCGCAGGUUCAAGGCUGGCACAACUUCGUGUCAGAUGGGCAUGGCGGAGCGUACGAGCAAGCGUAUCAAUACAGCCGGAAUUUAGCCAGUCCAUGUAACUUACGGAACGCAGCUGGUGGACAGCCCUACGGCGGUGCCCAAUUUCCUCUCGCUGGCUUCCCUAGUAACCAUCCAGCUUGGAGCCAAUUGCCUUGGGCUCGCUAUGCCAUGUGCAAACCUAGAGCUCCCAGCAAUCGUGCCGAGGAUAUCUUUGCUAACCAGCAAUCACCUUCCGGUCUCGCGGGCAAUAUUGAUGACGGCAUCGACAUGGUGACCGCAGCUCCUCUUGAGGCCCGCGGCAGGUCCCGUGGCUCUCGUACGUCCAGGACGAGGCCAUCGACUGCUGGUAGGCGAAAGAAGCCAGUCGAGAAACCUGCCAAGAAAGCUACUAAAAGGCCUACUACUGGUACAAAGAAGUGCACUGCAACGAUGAAGAGAGCUGGUAAAUGCCGGCAAGUGCUCUGCCAAGUCAACAUGUACAGGCGCAGAGAAGAAGAAGAAUGGUGGCACAUGUCCGGCAAAGAAGGGUGA
Molecule: messenger RNA, 860 nt
Organism: Paraphaeosphaeria sporulosa
Lineage: Eukaryota; Fungi; Ascomycota; Dothideomycetes; Pleosporales; Didymosphaeriaceae
Exons: 3
Coding region: 123-860 (245 amino acids)
Molecular function (GO): toxin activity
Source: RefSeq, a predicted model, not a curated record